CGCCAUUUUCUCACAUUAGACUAGGUAGAGAGAGGUGGUUAACGCAUGUUCUUUCGGUAAAGAGUUAUAUAUUAUUGUUUCAGUAACCGCUACAUUAAGUUUAAGCAUAUCAGUCUUGCAUCCAAUCAUGAGCGACGUUGAAGACACAAACUUCGGCGGAAGAGAAUCACGUUCUCAGUCGAAAUCUGAAGGUGGCAGCCCAGCACGUGUGAAGUCUGAGAGUCGAUCUGCAUCAAGAAGUCCUUCAAGAGCAUCAAAACGGUCAGAGUCCAGGUCUAGAUCAAGAUCCAAGUCACGAUCACGCUCUCGAAGACAUUCUCACAGAAGGUACUCUCGAUCUAGAUCACGGUCUCAUUCUCACAGAAAGAAAUCCCGGAGUCGCUCCUACACACCUGAUUAUCGCCGCAAGAAAAGCAGAAGCACUUCUCCAAUGUCAAAUCGCCGCAGGCAUGCAGGCAGCAGGACAAGAUUGAACAAUGACUUCAAAAAAGAGCCAAACAGUCAUUAUGAUGCAAGGCUUUCUCACCAGGCAAACCCGGACCCAAAUACCUGCCUUGGGGUUUUCGGUUUGAGCCUCUACACCACAGAACGUGACCUUCGUGAAGUCUUCUCUCGCUAUGGACCACUGGCUGGAGUCAAUGUUGUGUACGAUCAGAGAACUGGACGAUCAAGAGGAUUUGCUUUCGUAUAUUUUGAAAGAAUUGAUGAUGCAAAAGAGGCAAUGGAGCGGGCAAAUGGAAUGGAACUGGAUGGCCGGCGGAUACGUGUAGAUUACUCCAUCACUAAACGACCACAUACACCCACUCCUGGAAUUUACAUGGGAAGACCAACACACAGUGGAAGCAGUAGCAGCGGUGGCCGUAGACGUGAUUCUUACUAUGACAGAGGAUAUGACAGAUACGACCGAUAUGAUGAGUACGAUUAUAGAUACAGCCGUAGAAGGUCUCCAUCUCCCUAUUACAGCAGAUACAGAUCUCGUUCCCGGUCACGGUCCUAUAGUCCACGACGUUACUGAGUUGAAGGAGGUCAAGUACUUUGGAUAUUUUCCUAGUGAACUGUACAAUGUUUUAAAUACUUUCCUGUUUUUUUUUUUUAUUUGUUGUGUACAAAUGGGGGUCAUAAAGAUUAAGUUUGUUCUUCACUUUGUCAUUUUAUUGAAUAUUUUGUUUAAAGGAUUUUGUGUAAUAUACUUUUUUGGGGGGAGGGAGGGUGAUACACUUAAUCCCAACUUUAAAUCUGUUCAAUUUAAUUUCCAAGCUGUAAUAAAAUAGUUUACUGUAAAUGUUUCCAUUCAAUAGAUUUUUUUUUUGUGCUCAAUAUGUAAAGUUGAAGAUUCUUUUUUCUAAUCCUGAUAAUUUGGUAAAAUGUGCUAAUUGGUUACAGGAACAGUUUCUCCAGCUUGUAAAAGUAAUGUAAAAUUAUUUUUUGGUCUCUGUAUUUACAAAUAAAAAUGCAUAUUGUGUCAUCUGUUCAUUUAUUUAAUGCUGUAUUUUUCUCAGUCUUGAUGCAUGUAAUUGUUAAUAAAAUUUGGAUUUUGAGAAGC
Messenger RNA from Polypterus senegalus (gray bichir), 1543 nucleotides. RefSeq names its product transformer 2 alpha homolog (gene tra2a). The coding region runs from base 128 to 1015 and encodes 295 amino acids. The transcript has 9 exons. Gene Ontology annotation, cellular component: spliceosomal complex. Gene Ontology annotation, biological process: positive regulation of mRNA splicing, via spliceosome. The record is from RefSeq and is a predicted model, not a curated record. NCBI's taxonomy places the organism in Eukaryota, Metazoa, Chordata, Cladistia, Polypteriformes, Polypteridae. Gene Ontology annotation, molecular function: RNA binding.